Messenger RNA from Schistocerca americana (American grasshopper), 2719 nucleotides. RefSeq names its product glycosylated lysosomal membrane protein-like. The transcript has 6 exons. Gene Ontology annotation, cellular component: lysosome. Lineage: Eukaryota; Metazoa; Arthropoda; Insecta; Orthoptera; Acrididae. Bases 420 to 1667 code for a protein of 415 amino acids. The record is from RefSeq and is a predicted model, not a curated record.
UUGUUUAUUCAGUGGUACCACCACUCGUAGUGAUUGGAUGGAUUUGCCAGUAUUAAAUGUAUUUGUAAAGAUAUAGAAGGCAGGUAUUAUUUUGAACUUGGUACUUCGCAGACUUAACUUAGUUUGAAUUCAGAGAAACAGACAUACUGAAUGCGCUUUCCAGAUUUAUUGUGCGGCUGCGUCUUCGGAGCAUCUUUGAGCUCGGUGACAGCGGAGACGAGAGACAGUGCCAGACUUUAUUUAUUCAUACAUGUGCGUGAAGGCCAAGGUUCUUUAGGGGAGAAGUCAUUGAUUAGUAGGCCGUAGUUUGGCCUAGCAUGAAUGUGACGUCAGCUACUAUUUGGUGGAGUAUGGGAAUCAUGUGAAGGUGCGUCAUCGGCGGCCACAACUUCCAGUCAAACAAGAAAGCGUUCGUGAAGAUGGCUGUUCACAGUUUACAUUUUGUUUUGAAGUUGCUUACUGUUGUUUUACUAACAGCUGCACCAUGCCUGCCGUUGGGAGACGGACUGGAAAGAAGGAUUUCUUCAGAAUUGAAUCCACAUUGCACAUUGGCACAAUGCAAUACUUCGCAUUAUUCUGUUGUGUAUGUUAAAGCAGAAGGUCCAAAUGAUACAUUACACUAUGUGUGGGAUCUUACUGCGAAGCCUUCUGUUUUACUGGCACUUACAGACAAGGAUUCAAAUCUCACGAUUGACUGGAGGGGUUUCAUUGAUGGCGAAGAUGGAUCUUUAACGUUUUCCACGGAUCCGUUGUAUAGUUUUGGAAUCAUCAUCGACAAGGUGUGGGAAUUCAACGAUGUCAAUGACACUGGUAUGUUCCGUGCUGAUGUGAACAGUUCAUACAUAAAGGAAUUGGACACACAGUUCUUCAAUUGGAACAGAACCCAGUUUAGAGAAGAAGAAAAAUCUAUGGUUUUAACUGCAGAAGCCAAUGGUUACAAUGAUUCAGUAGUCACUAAAAAUGGAACGUUGAGAGUAGAGGUAGAAGUAUUUGGCUUCAAUGACCACAGUGAGAAUUUACCUCACCUUUUACACACUUCAAACACCACUCAGGUGGAUAUGGUAUUUGACAGACUAACCACUGAUCCAUCUUUUAACAAUUCUCGAUUUGCUGUAGAAUUUGUCAUUGUCAGUCAAGAUCAGCGUAAUGGCACUAUGAUUGUCGAUGUCAGAAAGAGCCUAGAUGAUGAACACACACCAGGUGUUUUCACCCUUGUAGAUGUGGAGAGCCCAAGCAGCCAUUCACGCUCUUCUGGAGGGUAUUUGCAGUGGAAACCAGUAGCAUAUUUAGCACAAAAUCGUGAUAUAUCCAAUUCCACUGUUACAAAUGUGUAUGGACCUAUUAAAAGUCCCCCAAAGGCACUCGAUAGCUCACUGUUGUCUGCCUAUUAUGGCAGUCAGUUAACAAAUGGAUCACAGACUCUCGUGCAAGCUGUGACUGUGUCUUUUGGUGAGUCAGAUGAUGGGUUCUACAAGAAAACAAAGUACACGUCAUGGACAUUUGCCAUUGGCUAUGGGAAGCCACCAAAUGAAGAUUUCUCACUAUUGGUUAUUCUUGUAAUCAGUAUCGGCCUUGGACUUCCUGCUCUUUUGGUUGUAAUCAGUGGUAUUGUGAUGUCCAUUCGCAAGAUCUCGCAAAACAAGGAUGAUCUUUUACUGUCUAGUUGACCCUGGGCUGCUUGUAAAUGCAAAUGCAGCCCUGUUUGAUGUCAAGUGCCUGUGUAUGAAAUAUAGACUAUUUUUCUUGUACUCUAAAUAGUUUGCAAUCAUCACGUGUGUGUGUGUGUGUGUGUGUGUGUGUGUGUGUGUGUGUGUGUGCGUGCGUGCGUGUGCGCGCGCAAAAUAUAUUCUUCUGUGAUAAUAUUGCUGUGAAGUAAGCUCUCUUGCUUAAGGAAAUACUUUUUUCAGAAGCUGAAUGAUAAAACCAUACUAAUAACCAUCAUAGGUGGUAGAUUCUUUAUACAAGAUGACCUUUAGUGUACCAGGUGUUACAUUACAUUUUUAAGAGUUGCAUUUUAUUUAAAUACACGUUCAUUUUGUCAUGCAGGGAUUGAGGAAUCGCGUGCACUGCUUAGCUGGCACAUGUCCAUUGCUGCUGAUGUCUGUAGUGCAUAGCUUUGUGUUUGCAGUAGGGGGUGGCUUGGCAUUCCAGUACACCAUUGGAUAGCUCAUAUUUGAAGAUAUUCAGACCUGAGUUUUUGCAACCAUGAAGUAGCUGUUCCUCCACAUAUCAAAAGCUGAGUCCCGUACUUCUUUUCAUGCUGAUUCACCUAUGCAGGCAGUACUGGUGAAUCGCCAUGAAGAGAAGUACGAAAAUCGUGUUUUGAUACUUAGAGAAACAAUUACUCAUGGUUACUGAAUCUCUUAAAGGCUCAGCUAGAAAAUCCAGUGCAUUAAAGACUACAUCGGCAGCAAUGGGCAUGUGCCAGCUAAGCAGUGCAAGGUAUCACCCAAUCCCUGAAUAGAUUCUACCAGCUAUAAACAGUCCGAGCAGUCCCCCAAUCCCCACAUUGCAAAGUGAAUUUUUUUCGAGUUUUCCAAAGUGAAUCUUCAUCUAGUAUGAAGAAUUUGACAGCCUACGAUGGACAUUAAAAAGGGUUUUGAAAUUCAGAAAUAAGGUCGAGGCAGUUUACCCAAACAUGUAGAAACAUUCUCAAGCGAUCAUAAGCUAAAGAAUGUUAGUGCUGUCAUGUGCAGUAUGCUGUACAAAGCUUCUUUUU